AUGAGGAGCGUUCGGAUGUCGACGCGAGUGAGCGUGCCCUUUUGCCGCCUCAGCUUCUACCGGUGUCUGCACUGCCCGGCAUAUCGACUCGUCUUGGCCUCCUGGCCCUUGGGCUCGGUCAGUCUUUGGCUCGCCUUCUCGCGCUCGCACAUUCAUUCGCUUGAUACGCCCACAUCCCACUUGAAACAGUCUUUGCUGCCCACUCGAGACAGGCAAACAGAUAGACAAGCCGAAGGACCACUCAUGAGGCGACAAAGUCUGUCUGGCUGGUGUGUCGGCGGAUUGGGGCACGACUUUCCUGUUCGGCUGGCCGGCUGGUCCGACCGUUGCAUCGACCGGUUUGCCCGAGAAUCUGCCUCCCUUUCUGCCCACCGCCCUCAGCCCGCCGUCUGCGGCGCGUCGCCCGAAGCUGACUGUCUUUUUAAACCUGCCCCGAUCAAUAAUCUCCACUUGCCCUGA
Molecule: messenger RNA, 459 nt
Organism: Protopolystoma xenopodis
Lineage: Eukaryota; Metazoa; Platyhelminthes; Monogenea; Polystomatidea; Polystomatidae
Source: the annotation of a GenBank genome assembly